Molecule: messenger RNA, 375 nt
Organism: Aphanomyces astaci
Lineage: Eukaryota; Oomycota; Saprolegniomycetes; Saprolegniales; Verrucalvaceae
Exons: 2
Coding region: 1-375 (124 amino acids)
Source: RefSeq, a predicted model, not a curated record
AUGGAAAACCCGCUGGGGUUCCAACAGGGGAUUCAAAACUCGGAUCUGAUCGUGCGGGACCUCAGAUUCUGCACCGCCCUCGUUCGCACGUCCUCGGGCCCCCGCGGACGUGAUUGUUGUCGCCGAGAUGCCAAACACUUGCGCUUGGCCUACGCUGUGACUUCGUUCGAUGACGUUGCGUCGUCGUCCGCGGCGGUGCAGGCCAGCCGCGUGCCGCCAUCUGACCGUGGGAGCGACUUUAUUAUAAUGGAGGAAGCCCCGUUUGAAACGACCCUUCCGUUCGUGCAGGAAACGUUCGGGUUCGACGACAGCGAGCCAGCAGCCGUUGGUCGUGCCGCUGCGUUGCAAUUCCACCCCAUAAUGAUGCUCGAAUGA